This is a messenger RNA of Daphnia pulicaria, 3603 nucleotides long. RefSeq names its product rho GTPase-activating protein 12-like. Gene Ontology annotation, cellular component: cytoplasm. Lineage: Eukaryota; Metazoa; Arthropoda; Branchiopoda; Diplostraca; Daphniidae. Gene Ontology annotation, biological process: regulation of GTPase activity; signal transduction. The record is from RefSeq and is a predicted model, not a curated record. The transcript is spliced from 9 exons. Gene Ontology annotation, molecular function: protein binding. The coding region runs from base 31 to 2844 and encodes 937 amino acids.
UUCGUUAGUCUUGAUUCACUCUCUUGGUGAAUGGACACUCACCGAGGAGUUUGCCUGUGUAAAAGAGCCGACGCGCCCGUCCUUCAAUGGCUGCGCUCCAUCCGUUACCAAACGGCCAGUGAAGAUACUGUUUCUCAUUCGGUACGAGUAAAAGAUUUGAUCAAAAGUAAAAUCAUUCAAUCCAUCGGGGUUGACGAUGACAUGAGUAGAACCUGGAUACGGUCACUUUGCCCAUGUUUCCGCGAUUCCAAUGCCCCAACCGAAGAACAGGAUCAACGUUUGAAUUUACUGACAAACCAGUUGAGUACAGCAAGUAAUUUAACCCUUCCAAAGGGUGAAUGCAGCAUCUUCUCGAUCGAGGACUCUCCACGUCACGUUUCGCCUGGCCGUGAUCAAGUCGCUUCUGAAUCAACUGGCGCUGCCGAUUUAAGUCGAGAAAUCGAAGAGAAAUUGGUCAUUGUUCAGCCAGAAGUGGUGGUGCAGACGAGAAAAAGACUUAUUGUCCGUCAGCCGAAUCUGCCACGCAUUUCUGAAGCUACCGACAGCUGCUUCAACCAAGUGGUUGAAGAAGAUUUGAAAUUUGCUCGACAUACUUGGAUUCAUUUCUCCCAAUGUUUCGAGAUUGAUUUCUGCCUCCAGCCACCGACGCCCAGCACGGAUAGACGCCCUCAGCUAUAUUCGGAACUUUGUGAUGGAGAUGAUGCGGCGUCGCCGUUAGUAGAGGACGCUAGAUCUAGGCAGCAUCAGCGACAUUCUUGGCCCGCCGUCUUGACGACAAGGCAGCGUCGUUCCCGUUGCCAAUGGCUCAGCCAGUCAAGUGUUUUCCUUUCAUUCGAAAGAAACGAAGGAGAAGUAACAGAAGAAAAGAAUUUCGUUGCCCGCAUCCUGUUGCACAACAGCCAAUCGCAGACGCUGGAGCCGCAGCGUGUCCUCACAUGCGCCAAUGCCUCUGAGGCGUUUUCCUGGAACGACGCACUUGUUCUGCGAAAUCGACUAUCUCAUCCCAACGAUCUAGCUCAGUGGUAUACAUCACUAGACAACGAGGGCCGCGUCUUUUUCUACGAAGAUGAUAGCAGCGAUUCUCUGUGGUCCCUUCCUCAAGUCACAUCCGUUCCCGCUUUGACGUCAACAGAGAGUGAACCGAAACAGCAGGGUAUUCAGCAAGGCGUUUAUUAUCCUAAAGGGAGAGAAUUCAGUCCCAAAAUGAAUGAACAAAUGACAGUCGCCCCCGUGUCUACAUCCAAAUGGGAUAUGGUCCGUCAAAGAACGUCGAAAGCCGAUCGCAACAGCAAAACUCAAUCAAUGGUCUUGACUAACUUCAGUGGAUGUCUCGAUAACAUUGCAGUCGAGAAUGUAAGUGGAGAGACCAGUCGUGUAACGUUCUUAGCCCCGUCCAAGACGGCAUCACUACCUCGCAAUAUUCAGCCACAAUGGCCUAAUUUGCAAGGGGGUAGCAUCGUAAGUGAUUACCUGAAAAAUCUUGAUAUCCGAGUUCUGCAACAGGGUUUCCUACACAAAACCAAACUGACUGAUAACGGCAAGAAAAUCCGUAAAAAUUGGACUUCCUCUUGGGUGGUCCUGACGGAUUUGUUCCUUUUUCUCUUCAAAGAAUCCUCGGCGAAAACGUCUAACACAGCCGCUGGAUCGUCCACAGGAACCAACAAGCCGGAAUUAUGCGUGGAUUUGAACGGGGCGACGAUCGAGUGGGCGGCCGUCAAAUCCAGUCGCAAAGGAGUUUUCCAAGUGUGGACGCUCCUCGGCGUCCAGCUCUUGUUGCAAGACGAGGAUGAAACCAACGCUGUUGUAUGGUUUAAUGAGAUUAAACGAGCCAUUCAGCAAUUGCCUUGUGGGACAAAAGUAGAAACUACCAAUCACUACCCUUCACCGCAUUCGUCGCCUUUGAUUGGUUCGAAACCCAAGAAAUUGUUGUUGGAAAAGAGUUUCUCACCGGUGGAAUCGAGGCACAAAUGCAACGAUUCGCUAACACAAUAUUUAAGUCCUCCUUCGCCCGACUCACCAGUGAGCUUCAGCAAUAGCAGCAGUCUGAUGAAGCAAGGCAGCAGGAAAAACAAAUUGGGACGGACCAAAUCCACAAAAGUUCCUUUCCUUGGCAGUACGGAGGAUUUGACUGCGGUUGCACCAGGAUCCAGCCGGGAAAGACAAGAUAACUUGAGAGACAAGCUGCGGAAAUUCUUCGUCCGCCGCCCAACUGUCGAUUUACUCGUCAAGAAAGGCAUUUGGAAGGAUGAGCCUGUUUUUGGUUGCCAUUUGUCCGCCCUAUGCAACUUCGACGGGUCGACGGUGCCCAAAUUUGUACAGCAAGUGAUCCAGCUGAUUGAGAGCAAACAGGAGAACAUGAAAGCGGAUGGAAUCUAUCGAGCCAGCGGCAAUCUCUCGCAAAUUCAAAAGAUUCGUUGUCAGGUGGAUCAGUACAAUUGGGCCAUUUUGGAAAUCGAAGACGACGUUCAUGUAUUAACAGGUUGCCUGAAGCUCUUUUUUCGUGAACUUAAAGAGCCGCUUAUUCCUUGCCCACUUUUUGAGAAAGCCCUUCAGGCCACCAAUUAUCAGGGACCCAAUCCGGAACGAAUACGUCGAUAUCGAGACAUCGCCGAGUCAUUGCCGACAGAGAACUAUGACACGUUGCAGUAUCUGUUGCAGCAUUUGCUCAAAAUCACGGUAUACCGCGAGUACAACCGGAUGCACAUCUCCAAUUUAGCCAUUGUUUUUGGACCGACUCUGAUGUGGGCUGCAACCGUCUCCAACAACCUGGCGUUGGACAUGAUGCAACAAAACCUGGUUGUUGAAGCGUUGCUAAACAACUACCACAAUAUUUUCAACAGGUGAUUCCUGUUUCCAUGGAUCGGUCCUUCCACACACAUGACUAAACACUUGGGUCCGAUUGGAUGAAAUUAGCUGGGUAGCAAAAUUAAAUAAAAUCGUCUCUUUCUCUUGUGGCUUAGAUGCCAAUUAUGGACAGAAGCUGGCCACUCUAAAUUUUACAUGCACACACACAUACCCAUACUUUCCAACUGCUGCCUUAAAUUUAUGUCUAUUGUUGAACAGUUGUAGAAAAUAUUAUGGCCGCCAUCUUCGUAUCCGAAAUCUGAUUGUAUCAUAUGAAAUGACGCAAGGAUUUCCGUUUGAGAGAUAGGCGUUUGCUGUUUCUUUGAUUGUGAUUGCCUUCCCUUUUCUUUCCACACAAAUUACUGUUAUCUUAAUGUUAAUUAACUGUUUGUGCUAAUCAGAAUAGCUUGUGAAGAUAAAGUGAGAAAUUAUAAUUAAAAGGAAAGGGUAAUAAUUUUGUUGUAUUUAAGUGAAGAAUUAAAAUUAUAGACUACUACUGUGUGUCUAUGUGUAAUACUGAGGUGUGGCACGCAGUUUAUUAUUAUUGAAAAAUGCUUCGAUUCUCUUCGAGUGACUUUAUUUUCCUCUGCCUUUUUAUUCUCCUCCUGCCCACACAUCAAAAACACACCCACACAUUUCCGGUAUAGAUUGUUUUAUCAAUAACAUUGAUACAUCAACAAAAACGCUAUUAAAAGCGGAAAUGUGAAAUGGAAUUUCAUUUUUAAGGGACUGUAAUACAACAAAGUUCGCCCCACUCAA